Messenger RNA from Penicillium longicatenatum, 1452 nucleotides. Its product is annotated as Hsp90 co-chaperone CDC37. Gene Ontology annotation, biological process: protein stabilization; protein folding. The record is from RefSeq and is a predicted model, not a curated record. Gene Ontology annotation, molecular function: heat shock protein binding; protein-folding chaperone binding; protein kinase binding. The transcript is spliced from 2 exons. NCBI's taxonomy places the organism in Eukaryota, Fungi, Ascomycota, Eurotiomycetes, Eurotiales, Aspergillaceae. Gene Ontology annotation, cellular component: cytoplasm. The coding region runs from base 1 to 1452 and encodes 483 amino acids.
AUGGUUCUUGACUACAGCAAAUGGGAUGCCCUCGAGCUGUCCGAUGAUUCGGAUAUCGAGGUUCACCCUAAUGUUGACAAGCGCUCGUUUAUUCGAGCCAAGCAGAACCAAAUCCAUCAGCAACGAGAACAGCGCCGCCAUGACAUUAAGACCCUAAAAUACGAGCGCAUUAUCAACGAUGGCCUCCUCUCGCGCAUCGACAAGCUUCUCUCCGCGCUCAAGCAGCACGAAGGAACCACUACCUCCCCCGAGCAGCCUAUCUUUCAAACGAUCAUGGAGUUUGCCAGCAACCCCGCAGACGAUCAAGCCCCGCCACCACCAGAGGGCGUCUACACGCACGAAAAGGAGCAGCCCAAAUACUCUCAGAUGAUGAGCUCGCUGCUAGAUAUGGUGAAGAAGGAGUUCGAGGAUUCGAAGCCCGACAAUAUGAUCGAUGCAUAUAUCAAAGGCGUCGAGGGUCACCAGACUAAGGUGCAGAAUCUGCAGAAGGAAUUGUUGACGAAGCUUGCGACGCUUGAGAAGGAGGAGGGCAGCAAGAUUACCAGUGAUAAAUUGCACGAUGGCUUCAAUACAUCCCAUGUCGCCAAGGCCACCGAUAAGUCACAAGCUACCUCGUCCAAGUCCACUGAGGUUCAGCUGUUGAACCCUGGUGCGGGCAGCCAGGUUUCCGGUGGCGCGGCCGAGAAUGAUGACGAUGAUGACCCCGCCGACGUUGAGAUUAGUGAACUUGGCAGGAAGUUUGCCCGACUUCGUCCUAAUGACUAUGCUGCCUAUCUGCAGUUCAUCAGCGCACAUCCCCAGAUUGUCGCCGAGAAGGAGACUGAUGGUCUGCUUGUCGAGGCUUUCAACAGCCAGAUGAAGGGCCAAGAAGACUAUGCUCGACAGUGUGUUCAUCAGGCUCUACUGCUGCAGUACUGCCGCUCCCUGGGUCCGGAUGGCAUCAAGCUCUUUUUCAACCGCAUUACAACCAAGGACCACCGCGCAUCAGGCCUGUUCAGCAACGAUGUGAAUGAGACAUACCACCGCAUUAAGAGCCGUGCAGCUGAGUUGAAGAAGGAUGGCUCCGCCUCUAACGACCCAGCGGGUGUUGAGCAAAUCCAGCUGCAUGCCGUUGACCCCAACACAAAGAUCACCAUCAACCUCCCUCAACCGAACAGUCAGGAGCCCAUUGAGAUUGAGGCCCGCAAGAUCUUUGAUGCCUUCUCCCCGGAGCUUCAAAAGGCACUAGAAUCGGAAUCUUUGGACGAGGUGAACAAGGUCCUUGGCAAGAUGUCCGUGGAAGAGGCUGAAGUGGUUGUGGAGCAGUUGGGUGAGAGUGGUAUGCUCAGUAUGGAAGAAGGCAUUAUCGAUGGUACCACUGAAGAGGGCAAGAAGAAGCUGGCGGAGCUCGAGGCCGAGGGUAAGCGGGAAGAGGUCGGAGAGCCUGCUGGUGACAUUACAGAACUGGAUUGA